AUGAAUGCAAUUGAUCUUCAAGCCCUAAAGAAAAUCACAGACAAAAUAAAACAAACUUUAGACAAAUUCCCUGUGAAGCAUGGGCAGAAGUCUAGUGCGAAUCUUUCAGGUCCACAGUAUGAUACUUCCUAUUUUCAAUUAUCUACACAAACAGAUUCAUUUCGCGAAGUCAUAAACAAUACAAAAACAUUAGACCAAAUCGAACCAUACGAACACAUCCCUCCUCCAAAGAAAAUUGAAGCAAAAUUUAUAAAUAUUCGAUAUAAUAUCUUUGUUAAUGCUGAAAUUCCCAGGAUAGAAAAGCAGAAAUAUCCAUUUUGUGGAGCAAUUCAACCAGCAAUCGAUUCCAAACCCCCUCUUGGCCAAUUUGUUGUUGCAAUUAUUGAUUGUAAGCCACAAUUUGGCAUGAUAGGUGCAAAUACACUAUCAGAGAGAUAUCAGUUCUAUAACGUUUCCAUAAUGAAAGGACAUGUUUCUCUUCUUCCUAAAGAUAUUUGCUAUUUUCCGAUUCUUUAUCCAACAGUAUUCGAUCAAGAUUACGAAUAUCCUCAUGGCCAAGAAGUUUUUGUUUUAAUGAACUUAGAAAAUCAAGCAGAUAUUCGAAUUUUACUCGGAACAGUUACAAAAACUCCAUCAGAGAACAAAUCUACACAAUAUACUAUUCAGCUUACGAAUGGUGAGGCAACAAAUGUUGAAGCUCGCUUUAUUACUUCAAUUUAUUCGCCACAUAAUGAAAAUAAAAAUCCAAAAUUAUUUGAUAAGUUGAAGAGAGAAAGCACUUCAGGAGCAUUCAAGAACAAGUUUAACGUCGAAGAUUUACUGUUUGAGCCUCCAAAUUCUCCUCCGCCUCAAAUUCAUCCGAAUGUAAAGUGGGGAAUGCAAGAAUACUAUCCAUUCCCUCAAGCAAGAUCAGGACGACUUUCAAAGAAGGCAGCUGAAAAUGUUCGCAUUGCAAGAGCUCUUUUCAAAGCUGGAGAAUCUGAAAAUACAACUUACAACUUCGUUUUGGAGAACCCAAGUGAAGCAUCCGAAGAGAGUGCACCUCCAGAACGUGAAGAACCAGAACCUCCAAGGCCAAUUGAAAAAAUUAAAGUCGAAUUGAAAAAAUUAAAGAAAAAGAAAAAGUCAAAAUCACAAAUCCGCAUUGCCAAACUCAAGGAGCCACAGAAUGAUUCAGAAACAACCACAGAAAAUCAAAUUCCAGAAAAUCAAGAAAAUACAAUUUCCGAAAACACUCAAAACCAAACAGACAAUCAGCAAAAUACAGCUGUUGGAAAUACAGAAAUCCCAACAGAAAACAAUGAACAAGAAAAUCAACAAAAUACAGACCAAAUUACGACAGAAACCGACCAAACUACAGAAGAAAACAAACAGAUAGACUUGAAUCAAUCAUUACACCAGUUAAGUUUAACUUCUUUGUUAAAUGAUAUUCCUGACCACAAUAAUUCCGAAAACAACCAACAACAGCCGGCCAACGAAAGCCAAACAUCCAAUGAAAAUCCAUUUACUAACAUACAGUCCAUUAUUGUCCAUAAAGAAAACGAAGAAAAUACAAAUCAACCACAAACAGAGACUCCAACCGUAAUUUUGAUCCCACAACAGGAUUCUGAGACAAAGCAAAAUCCACAGGUGCUUAUUCAUGACCAACAGAGCUCUAAAAAUGAUGAAUUAAAGGAAGAAAGUGCAAAUUCCACUCCGAAGUUUACAACUGCGGCCAAGACUCUGUUUGUUCCAAAGAAGUCAGCCAACCAGCAAGAUAAAGAAGAAUCUCCUAAGAAAUAUCGCAUAACAAUCCGUGUUAAUCAGAAUAAUUAA
Molecule: messenger RNA, 1815 nt
Organism: Trichomonas vaginalis G3
Lineage: Eukaryota; Parabasalia; Trichomonadida; Trichomonadidae
Exons: 1
Coding region: 1-1815 (604 amino acids)
Source: RefSeq, a predicted model, not a curated record